Messenger RNA from Vicugna pacos (alpaca), 2554 nucleotides. The record is from RefSeq and is a predicted model, not a curated record. NCBI's taxonomy places the organism in Eukaryota, Metazoa, Chordata, Mammalia, Artiodactyla, Camelidae.
GCCCCUGGAACCCAUGAAGCAGCAACGCCCCUCGCUAUAAAUUUGAAGCUGCUUCACAGAGGAUGAUUCCUGCGCCUGUCAGCCAAGCGUCCCAGGCAGUGGGGGACAGAGCGUCUCGGAGGACGCUCGACUAGCAGUUCAGCGGCCGGGAGGCGGCGAUCCAUGGGGAGGAGCCCGAGCGGACCCCGGGAGUGAGGGCGCACAGCCGGAACGCGGAGGCGGCGCGCCCACGCCCCGAACCAGCGCCGCCAGCUCUGUCCGCCGUGGGCGCAGCAUCCCGGGUGCGGAUUUGAUACAUGAUAAAUUGGUCUAAAAUGGCUGAGUUUUUAUCUGAAUAAGUCAUUGACUCCAUCCCAGAAGGUCUGCAUCCAGAAUCCUACAGUUCUGGAAAAUGCUUAGAGAGGAUCAUUUUAGAAUGAUCUGACACAACAGCUAUUUAGUCAACUCGCAAUUUUAGAGCUCCUACUAAAGGAAAUGGUGUUGUGGAAUUCACGUAAACCACAGAGCCUGAGUAAAAGUGAUGGCGAGACCCAGAAAUAGAGAGAGGUGCAUUUGGCAAAGUGACUGAAACUAAUUAACCCAGGAGAUCAAAAUGAUCCUCAACUCUUCCACUGAAGAUGGUAUUAAAAGAAUCCAAGAUGACUGUCCCAAAGCUGGAAGGCACAAUUACAUAUUUAUCAUGAUUCCUACUUUAUACAGUAUUAUCUUUGUGGUGGGAAUAUUUGGAAACAGCUUGGUGGUGAUUGUCAUUUACUUUUACAUGAAACUGAAGACUGUGGCCAGUGUUUUUCUUUUGAAUUUAGCACUGGCUGACUUAUGCUUUCUACUGACUUUGCCACUAUGGGCUGUCUACACUGCUAUGGAAUACCGCUGGCCUUUUGGCAAUUACCUGUGUAAGAUAGCUUCAGCCAGUGUCAGUUUCAACCUGUAUGCCAGUGUGUUUCUACUCACAUGUCUAAGCAUUGAUCGCUACCUGGCGAUUGUUCACCCAAUGAAGUCCCGCCUUCGGCGCACAAUGCUUGUGGCCAAAGUCACCUGUAUCAUUAUUUGGCUGCUGGCUGGCUUGGCCAGUUUGCCAACCAUAAUCCACAGAAAUGUAUUUUUCAUCGAGAAUACCAAUAUCACAGUUUGUGCUUUCCAUUAUGAAUCCCAAAAUUCAACCCUCCCUGUAGGGCUGGGCCUAACCAAGAAUAUACUGGGUUUCUUGUUUCCUUUUCUGAUCAUCCUUACAAGUUAUACUCUUAUUUGGAAGACCCUAAAGAAGGCUUAUGAAGUUCAGAAGAACAAACCAAGAAAUGAUGAUAUUUUCAAGAUAAUUAUGGCAAUUGUGCUGUUCUUUUUCUUUUCCUGGGUUCCCCACCAAAUAUUCACUUUUCUGGAUGUGCUGAUUCAGCUGGGCGUCAUACAAGACUGCAGAAUCGCAGAUGUUGUCGACACCGCCAUGCCCAUCACUAUUUGCUUAGCUUAUUUUAACAAUUGCCUGAAUCCUCUCUUUUAUGGCUUUCUGGGGAAAAAAUUUAAGAAAUAUUUUCUCCAGCUUCUCAAAUACAUUCCGCCAAAGGCCAAAUCCCACUCAAGCCUGUCAACAAAGAUGAGCACGCUUUCCUACCGCCCCUCAGAAAAUGGAAGCUCAUCCACCAAGAAGCCUGCCCCGUGCAUUGAGGUUGAAUGAUCCACCCCGAAACCUGUCUGUGAAGUCAUCUUGUGAAAGAAGGAGCAAGAGAAACAUUCCUCUACAACCUUUCAGUACCAAAACAUGGGCUACUUUCCAGAAUUUAAGAAGAAAAUGGAUUGUGUGGACUGAACUGACUUUUCUAAAGCUCUGAACAAAAGCUUUUCUUUCCCUUUGCAACUAAACAAAGCAAAGCCACAUUUUGCAUUAGAUAGAGGAUGUUUGCUCAAAGAACGAUGUCAGAAACUGAAUAAAUGUGUUGAUUUGGAGAAUUUUCCUAGUAGAAAUGCCAUCCCCCUCAGUCUGCUCUUGUUCUGUUAUUCUUGAUUUCCAUAUAAAGGUACUUGGAAUAUGUUAAACCUUGAGAGGAGCAACAGGAGAUUAGAGCUCAAGAUCGCUCUGCCCACCUUCCAAAGGGCAGUAAAGCUUUUCUGCCUAUUUUGCUAUUAGCAACUGUGAGCCACCUGUACCUGCUACUGCACAUUUUGUGCAAAGACUUGCUAAGCAGUAGUUGUCAGGUUUCAGAAACUUGUGAAAUUCAACAAGUGUCUUCUAGAUUCACACUGCCAAAACAUGCCAGCUAAAUGAUCUAUUUGUUUAAUGACAUUACUGAAGUCACGUAUAAAAAUUAAAAUACUUGUGAAGGUGUUAAUCUGGUCCCAGGUAGUAGUGUCUUCCUAGUCACAUGAGUUUUAUUUUGUAUCUGAGAAGUAUAUAUAUUUUGUGGUAAAAAGAUUAUAUAUCAUAAAGUAUGUCUUAUUGUUUUAAAAAGUACAUAUUCUACCUAUAUAUGUAAAUGUAUAUGUACAUCUCUAAACUGUUGUUACUUUAUUGAAAUCUGGCAAAGUUACAUUCACAUUAAAAUAACGUUAUUAUAAUGCA